This is a messenger RNA of Daphnia magna, 689 nucleotides long. Its product is annotated as dynein light chain roadblock-type 2-like. NCBI's taxonomy places the organism in Eukaryota, Metazoa, Arthropoda, Branchiopoda, Diplostraca, Daphniidae. The transcript has 4 exons. Gene Ontology annotation, biological process: microtubule-based movement. The coding region runs from base 336 to 638 and encodes 100 amino acids. The record is from RefSeq and is a predicted model, not a curated record. Gene Ontology annotation, molecular function: dynein intermediate chain binding. Gene Ontology annotation, cellular component: cytoplasmic dynein complex; cytoplasm; centrosome.
AGCUCGAAGCCCUUUUGGUAACUCGCCUAAAAGACUAAAGAGUGAAGAGUAUACAUGCCUAGGAAGCUACGAUCAAGCCGUAGGACAGACAGUGCACAGUCAUUCCGCCCAGUUCCGCCAGGGAAAAAAAAAAUUUCAAAACCCAUCACGCAAAACAAGAGGGAGUUAUGCGGCCAUCCGCAUUAAAGUAGGCCUUGGAUUGACCUGCGCUUUAGGACGUCGUCUGGGGAACAUUUUGUUUAGUUUACAAAUCACUAGGGUUUGGUUACCAGAAAAGGUGGGCGUUACGUCAGGUUAUCCCAUAAAUCUGCAUUCUCUUUAUCACACUAAGAAAAAUGCAAUCUUCCAAUAGUGAAAUAGAAGAAACUCUCAAACGAAUCCAAUCUCACAAGGGAGUCAUUGGAGUUGUUGUUAUUAAUAAUGAAGGCAUUCCAAUCAAAUCAACUUUAGACAAUGCAACUACUAUCCAAUAUGCUGGUUUAAUCAGUCAACUAGCUGAUAAAGCUUGUAGUGUUGUCCGUGAGUUAGAUCCAACAAACGAUCUAACAUUCUUUCGCAUCCGAACUAAGAAACAUGAAAUCAUGGUUGCACCGGACAAGGAGUAUAUGUUAAUAGUUGUUCAAAACCAGUCAGAUUAAUUUUAUUCAUCGGUACAGUUUAUCUCAAUAAAUUUCUUCUUGGGCAAUUAA